AUGCAAAUCUCCAGAGUCGGAGGAUCUGUUCGACAUUUUUCGUCCGUGCGACCUUUGUUCGCACAGAAUCUCACUGAAAAAAUUGUCCAAAAGUAUGCCGUGGGGCUCGCUGAUGGGAAAGAAGUGCACUCUGGCGACUAUGUCUCCAUUAGACCCUCACACUGCAUGUCCCACGACAAUUCAUGGCCAGUAGCGCUAAAGUUCAAGGGCCUUGGAGCAGCGAAAGUUGCCGAUAAUCGCCAGGUUGUGAUGACCCUCGACCACGAUGUUCAAAACAAAUCCGAAAAGAACUUGGAAAAGUACCGCAACAUUGAGAACUUUGCCAAGGAACAAGGCACUGAUUUCUACCCGGCCGGUCGGGGAAUUGGCCAUCAAAUCAUGGUCGAGGAGGGCUACGCGUUUCCCUACAACCUCACUGUUGCAUCUGAUUCCCAUUCAAAUACUUACGGCGGCGUGGGUUGUUUGGGAACUCCCGUUGUGCGCACAGACGCUGCAUCUAUUUGGGCUACAGGCAAGACCUGGUGGCAGAUUCCGCCUGUCGCCAAGGUCGAGCUUCGCGGUGAGCUCCCCGCCGGUGUUACUGGAAAGGACGUGAUUGUUGCUCUCUGUGGUGUGUUCAACAACGACGAGGUUCUUAAUCACGCUAUUGAAUUCGUUGGCGAUGGUGCUAAACACCUCUCUGUUGAUGAGCGUCUCACUAUUGCCAACAUGACUACGGAAUGGGGUGCGUUGACCGGCUUGUUCCCUGUUGAUGAUGUUCUGGUCAAGUGGUACGAGGAAAGACUUACCCGCCUGCCUCAGCCCCACCCUCGGGUCAACCGCGAGACUGUGGACUCUCUGAAAACCCCCCUAUCUGCUGAUGGGGAUGCUUAUUACGCUAAGGAGCUAGUUUUGGAUCUGAGCACCUUGUCGCCUUGUGUCUCAGGCCCCAACUCUGUCAAAGUCUCCAAGCCCCUUAGUGUGCUGGCUGAACAAGAUAUCAAGGUAAACAAGGCCUAUCUUGUUUCUUGUACAAACUCUAGAUUGAGUGAUAUCGAAGCUGCUGCCAAUGUUGUCAAGGGCAAGAAGAUCGCCGAUGGUGUUGAGUUUUACGUAGCUGCUGCUUCUUCUGAGGUCCAGAAAGACGCAGAGGCUGCUGGGUACUGGCAGGAUAUCAUCAAUGCCGGCGCUAAACCGCUUCCCGCCGGAUGCGGCCCUUGCAUUGGUUUAGGCACUGGCUUGCUGGAAGCUGGCGAGGUCGGCAUUUCUGCCACCAACCGUAACUUCAAGGGACGUAUGGGCUCCCGUGAUGCUUUAGCAUACCUCGCGUCUCCUGAAGUUGUUGCCGCCUCUGCCAUUCUCGGUCGUAUUGGUUUCCCUGAAGAAGUCGAGGGCAAAGCUGUUCCCAAAACACAGGAUCUUGUAAAGAAUAUCAAGGCCAACCCCAAGCCUACCGGUGCUAGUGCUACUGAAGCUGCCGUCUCAGUUUUGCCUGGCUUCCCCGAGAGUAUUGAGGGCGAACUGGUUCUUUGUGAUGCUGAUAACAUCAAUACGGAUGCUAUCUACCCUGGCAAGUACACCUACCAGGACGAUGUUCCUAAGGAGAAGAUGGCUGAAGUCUGUAUGGAGAACUACGAUCCCGAGUUCGGCAAAAAGACCAAAGCUGGUGACAUCAUUGUCUCUGGAUUUAACUUUGGUACUGGCUCGUCUCGCGAACAGGCAGCUACCUGUAUUCUCGCCCGCGGUAUCCAGCUGGUAAUCGCUGGAUCCUUCGGUAACAUUUUCUCCCGCAACUCCAUCAACAAUGCUCUUUUAACUCUCGAGAUCCCUGCUUUGAUCGAGCUCCUACGCUCCCAGUACACCUCCGGAGAGCCUACCAUCCGCACUGGCCUGUUUGCUCGGUGGGAUGUCAAGUCCGCUACCGUCACUGUGCGCGAUAAUAAUGGCCAAGAGAUCUUGAAGGAAAAAGUAGGCGAGCUCGGCGAGAGCAUGCAAGAAAUUAUUGUUGAAGGUGGUCUCGAGAAAUGGGUCUCAAACCAGCUUAAAAAGUAG
Messenger RNA from Wickerhamiella sorbophila, 2031 nucleotides. RefSeq names its product Homoaconitase, mitochondrial. The record is from RefSeq and is a predicted model, not a curated record. Gene Ontology annotation, molecular function: 4 iron, 4 sulfur cluster binding; homoaconitate hydratase activity. The transcript has a single exon. The coding region runs from base 1 to 2031 and encodes 676 amino acids. Lineage: Eukaryota; Fungi; Ascomycota; Dipodascomycetes; Dipodascales; Trichomonascaceae. Gene Ontology annotation, biological process: L-lysine biosynthetic process.